AAUUUGCUCUUAAUUACCCUCCAUAGAUCUUGAUUAACACUAAUUUGCUCUUAAUUAGCACUAAUUAACUCUGAUCUCUCUUAACUAGCCCUAAAUGCUCUUAAUUAACCCUAAUUAACCUUAAUAAGCUCUUAAUUAGCCUUAAUUCCCUCUUAAUUAGCCCUAACUAACCCUAAUGAGCUCUUAAUAAGCCCUAAUCCGCUCUUAAUUAGCGCCCAUUAGCACUGAUUUGCUCAUAAUUAGCCUUAAUUAACCCUAGUUCGCUCUUAACGCUAAUCAGAUCUUAAUUAGCCCUAACUCGCUCUUAAUUAACCCUGAUGUGCUCUUAAUUAAGCCUAAUUAACCUCCUGAUCCCUCUCACGGGACCCCCCCGACCUCUAAUUAACCUUUAAUUAAUUCUUAAUUAACUCUCCAAUCCACACCGGGAUGGCCACAACCGCUAAUUAACACCUAAUUAAUCCUUAAUUAACCCCCUGGCCCGCCUCUGACCCCUCAUUAACCCCUCAUUAACCCCUAAUUAGUCCCUAAUUAAACCUCCCCCCCUCGGGGAAACCCCCUGGGAGUGCCCCUCAUUAACUCCCCCGCUUAAUUAACUUGCUAAUUAACUGAUUAAUUAAUUAAUUACCGCCUCCAUGCCCAGAGGGUUCCAGCAGAUCCAAGAGGAGGAGGAGGAGGACGAGGGGGGUCCCGCGGCGGCCCCGGGGGGGUCCCCGGCGGCGGCGCUGACCCCGGCGCUGGCGCUGAGCGUGGCGGCCGCGGCGCUCGGCUCGCUCGCCUUCGGCUUCAACAUCGGCGUCAUCAACGGGUGGGGCUUGUCUCUUGGGGGGCGUGGCCUCCUGGCAGAGGGGCGUGUCCUGGCCGCCGGGGGGCGUGGCCUGUCUCUCUGGGGGGCGUGUCCCGCCCCGGCUGACCCCGCCCCCGCAGGGCUGGUGUCGGUGCUGGUGCCGCUCUACGUGGGCGAGGUGGCGCCGCUGCGCCUGCGGGGGGCGCUGGGGACCCUCCACCAGCUCGGCAUCGUCCUCGGCAUCCUGCUGGCGCAGGUGGGCGGGGCCCGAGGGGUGGGCGGGGCCUCCGUGGGCGGGGCUUGGUGGGGAGGGGUCUUUGGGGGCCUCUCGCGAUUGGCCGGCCCGGCGGCGGAGGCGGGGCUGGCGGCGCUGGAGGCGGAGCUUGGCCGAGGCCCCGCCCCCAGGGUGGGGCUGCUGGAGCUGUGCCGCAGCCGGCGCUACCGGCAGCCGCUGAUCGUCACGCUGGGGCUGCAGCUGGCGCAGCAGCUCUCGGGGAUCAACGCGAUCUUCUACUAUUCGACGUCCAUCUUCGAGGGGGCGGGGCUUCAGGACCCGGCCGUCGGCACCAUCGGGACGGGCGUGGUCAACGUGGCGGCCACCGCCCUGUCGGUGGUGCUGGUGGAGCGCGCGGGGCGGCGCGUGCUGCAGCUGGUGGGGCUGCUGGGCAUGAUGGGCUGCGCCGGGAGCCUGGCGCUGGCGCUGACG
Lonchura striata (white-rumped munia) is the source of this 1490-nucleotide messenger RNA. The record is from RefSeq and is a predicted model, not a curated record. Lineage: Eukaryota; Metazoa; Chordata; Aves; Passeriformes; Estrildidae.